Molecule: messenger RNA, 1986 nt
Organism: Cyphellophora attinorum
Lineage: Eukaryota; Fungi; Ascomycota; Eurotiomycetes; Chaetothyriales; Cyphellophoraceae
Product: Cryptochrome-2
Exons: 3
Coding region: 1-1986 (661 amino acids)
Biological process (GO): entrainment of circadian clock by photoperiod; circadian regulation of gene expression
Cellular component (GO): nucleus; cytoplasm
Molecular function (GO): DNA binding; FAD binding
Source: RefSeq, a predicted model, not a curated record
AUGCCGCCCAAGAAAUCUGCCUCGCCCUCGGCACGCUUCAAGAAGCCUGCCGCCUCCAACUCCUCUCCCUCGAAAACCUCAGCAAGCAAAGGUCCCGUAGUCCUCUACUGGCAUCGCACAGACCUCCGCCUCCACGACUCGCCUGGCCUUCAGCACGCCUUAUUCCUCAAGCCAGCUGCGUUCUACCCAAUUUGGACCUGGGAUCCGCACUAUGUCUUCAAGGCACGUGGUGCUGCCAAUCGAUGGCGCUUCCUGGUGGAAUGUAUGAAGGGACUGGACGUAGGGUAUCGGCGGAUCAGCAAGAAACAGCAGCUGUGGGUUGUCCGGGAAGGGCCGACCACAGUGAUUCCGAAGUUGUGCAAGCUGUGGGGCGUGACGCAUCUGGUGUUCGAAGCGGACGGGGAUUGGUAUGCUCGGCAGAGAGACGAGGAGGUCACGAAGGCUCUGGAGGACGUUGGUGUCGAAGUCACGGGCAUAUGGGGUGGGCGGACACUGUUCGUCGAGUCGGAGGUCGUGAAGGGAAAUGGUGGAAAGCCGACCAUGAGUAUGGGACAGCUGCUGAAAGCAGUGGACAAGGAGAAGCUCGAGGUCAAGCGACCGGUGGAUGAUGUCGAGGCAGUUCCUGAGCCCGGAAUGGACGUGCUGGCUAGUCUAAAGGACCUGGAGAAAGACCCUGGACAAACCAAGCCAAAACAGCAGGAGGGCGGCAAGGAUGACCAGAACGCAGAAGCAAGGACCAAGGGUGAAGCUACAGAGUUCGUGAGCCUGCUGGGACCAAAUGGUGACUGCGGAGUUCCAACACUAGAUGAGAUGGCCAUGGAUCCCAAAGAUGCCGAGACCCCUCAUCAUGGUGGCGAGGAGAACGCGCUGAAGGAACUGAAAAGAGUGCUCGACGAUGAAGAAUACACAGCAACCUUUGAAAAGCCGAAGACCGCACCGACAGAUUUCGAGCCUCGAGCCACCACUGUUCUGAGCGCACACCUUCACUUCGGCAGUCUCAGCAUUCGCCGUUUCUACUGGGGUGUGCAAGACAUCUUCGAGAAGAGACGGAAAGCUAAGAAGACAGUGGCCGCGGAGCCAAUGAAUCUGAUUGGGCAGGUGCUGUUCAGAGACAUGUACUUUUCGGCGCAGUAUGCACUGGGUCAUGCUUUCCAGGGGGAGGAAGGCAACGAGGUAUGUAGAGUGAUUGACUGGUACCUGCCAAGCGAUGGCAGGGGUGGCUAUGAGGUCGACGAUGAAAAGGCUGAGGAGUGGUUCAUCAGGUGGAAGGAAGGCCGGACAGGCUUUCCGUUCGUCGACGCUUUGAUGAGGCAACUGAGGAGGGAGGGCUGGAUACACCACCUGGGGAGGCACAUGGUCGCGUGCUUUUUGACAAGAGGCGGAUGUUAUGUGCACUGGGAGCGAGGGAAGGAGGUUUUCGAAGAACUGUUGAUUGACCACGAGAGCGCAAGUAAUGCGGGGAAUUGGAUGUGGCUGAGCUGUACGGCUUUCUUCAUGGGAUCCAGAAGGCGCCUCGUGAGGAACUAUAUUCCUGAGCUGGCCAACUUCGACAAGAAAUAUAUAUAUGAGCCACACAAAGCCCCCAUAGCCGACCAGAAGAAAUGGGGAUGCCAGAUCCGAGGCGACGGAACCGAAAAGGGUAAUGGCGACAUGAAGACAUACCCAAAGCCUAUGUUCGACUUCAAUGAGAGGAGGCAGGCAUGUAUAGAUGGCAUGAAACAUGCGUACGACAUCAAGAUGUAUGGUAACGACAAGAGGCGGCUGAACGGUGAAUGGAAGAAGGUCUUCGGAAAGGAAGAUGGAAAAGCUUCAAAAGGUCGUAAACGAGCAAGGGACGAAGACGAGGACGACCAUGACAGCGACGAUGGGGAGCAUGCUGAUCAUGGCGAUAUCACUGACGGCGAAAAUCCACAGAAGAAGAAGGUUGCUCGGUCCGGGAAGGCGCAGACGAAACUGGACAAGAUGGUGUCGAGAGGGAAGAAGUAA